Messenger RNA from Knipowitschia caucasica, 1248 nucleotides. The record is from the annotation of a GenBank genome assembly. Lineage: Eukaryota; Metazoa; Chordata; Actinopteri; Gobiiformes; Gobiidae.
AUGGGUGGGGUGGGUGAGGGGGGGUGUGGGGGUUGUGGUUUGGGGGGGGGUUUGGUGGUAGUUAUGUGUUUGAGGGUUUUGGGGGGGGAGGUGUGUGGUGGUUGGGUUUUGAGGGGUUUUGGGUGGGUGUUUGAUGUGGGGUUGGGGGUGGUGUUUUUGGGGGGGAGGGUGGGUGGUGGGGUGUUUGGGGGUGGGGUGAUGGUUGGUGGUGGGGGGGGUGGUUUUGGGCGGUUGUGGGGGAUCAGUUUGUGGGUGGGUUGGGGUUGUUGUGGUGUGUUUUGGUUUGGUUGGGGUUGUUGGGGGGGGUGUGGGGGUUGGGGUUGGGGUAUAGUUUUUGGGGGGGGUGUGGGGUGUGGGUGGGGGGGGGGGGUUUUUUGGGUUGUGUGGUUGGGGUUUUGUUGGGGGGUGUGGUGGGUGUUGGUGUGGGUUUGUGAUUUUGUGGGGGUGGUGGUUGGUGGGGUGGUUUUUUGGGGUGGGUGGGGGUUUUGGGGUGUGUGGGGUGGGUUGGGGUUUGGGUGGGUUGUGGGUGGGUUGGGGUGUUUGUGUUUGGGUGGGGGGGGUGGUGUGUUUUGUGGUUGGUUGUUGCUGGUGGGUUGUUUGGGGGGUGGGGUGGGGGGUGGUUGUUUGGUGGUGGGGGUGGUGUUGGAGUGGUGGGGGGGUGGAUGGUUGGUGUGGUUGGGGGGUGUUGGUUUGUGGGUGGGUGGGGGGUGCACGUUGAGUUUGGGGUGUCGGGGGGGUUGUGUGUUUUGGUGUGGGGGUGUGGGGGGUGGGGGGGGUUGGGGGGUGUGUGUGUUUGGGGGGGGGGGGGUGGGGGGGGGUGGGUUGGGUUUGUGGGGGGGGGGUGUUUGGGGGGGGGUUGUGUUUGUGGUUGGGGUUGUGGGGUUGGGGGGGGUGUGGGGGGUGGGGGGGGGGGUUUGUGUUGGAUUGGGAUUGAAUGGUGGGGGGGGGGUGGGGUUGUGGGGGGGGUGUGUGGUUGUGUUUGGUGGUUUGGGGGUGGUGGGUGGUUGGGGUUUGGUGGUGGUGGUGUGGUGGUGGGGUGGGUGGGGGGGGGGGUGGGGGUGGGGGGGGGUGGUGUGGGGGGUGGGGGGGGUGGGGGGGUGUGGGGGGGGGGGGGGGUGGGGGGGGGGGGGGGGAGGGGGGGGGAUUGGGGUGGGUGGUGGUUGUUUGUGGGGUUUGUGUUUUGUUGUUGUUGGGUUGUUGUGUGUGUGUUUGUGUUGUUGUGUUGUGUUUGUGAGGAGGAGUGUGUGA